AUGAACAAUCUCUUGAUAGUACUGGUUCUUCUGGGCCUAUGUAUCGGCUUAGGAGAAAGCACCGUCACUAUAAGCAACCAGUUGAAACACAACAAGCUCCUCGGGAUUCUUUGUGACAACUACGAAGGGUAUCAGAUGUUGAAAAUCGGCGAAGAUUAUAAUUUUAAUGUUUCUCUCGACUCUUCGGACCCGGUGUACGAGGAACAAUACUCAUGUACAAUGUACCAAGGUCCUAAUUUCAAAUAUCGCCAACAUGUUAUGGUGUUGGACGAGAGCACAGGACUUGAGGUUACGAGUAAGUGGAUUGCUAGAGAAGAUGGUAUCUACAGUUAUAUUGGUGGACAUCCUCUUCUGAAGACAGAUAAGUGGGAUGGUUCUCACCUACUCAAAAACUAG
Messenger RNA from Brassica oleracea var. oleracea, 396 nucleotides. RefSeq lists its product as uncharacterized. The transcript has a single exon. The record is from RefSeq and is a predicted model, not a curated record. NCBI's taxonomy places the organism in Eukaryota, Viridiplantae, Streptophyta, Magnoliopsida, Brassicales, Brassicaceae. Bases 1 to 396 code for a protein of 131 amino acids.